Pongo pygmaeus (Bornean orangutan) is the source of this 3091-nucleotide messenger RNA. RefSeq names its product basigin (Ok blood group) (gene BSG). Gene Ontology annotation, biological process: axon guidance; homophilic cell-cell adhesion; dendrite self-avoidance. Lineage: Eukaryota; Metazoa; Chordata; Mammalia; Primates; Hominidae. The coding region runs from base 1533 to 2342 and encodes 269 amino acids. The record is from RefSeq and is a predicted model, not a curated record. Gene Ontology annotation, molecular function: cell-cell adhesion mediator activity. The transcript is spliced from 8 exons. Gene Ontology annotation, cellular component: axon; plasma membrane.
GUUCUUUGUUCCCUACUUCCGAGGCCAACCUGACUUCCUCACCCUCUGGGCCUCCCCGUCUGAGCCUCAGUGAACAAGUUUCCCGCCGGUCCUGAUCUACAGAGAUGGCACCUGCCACCCACUCUGCACGUCCCCCUCCCGUCGCCACGGGCUCUUGCCGCCGGUGGAGCCACAUUCCUGCCCCUUUCCAGUUAGCCCUUCGCGUUCGGCUUCGUCUGCGGUCCUCCUGCACUGCGACCCCGAGUUUAACUUCCAACACACACUUUCCACCUCCAAGAGACGCCCCCACCUUUGUCGCCCCAAUAGCGACUUUUCUCACCGUGGUCGCCGCGGAACUUCAAGGGUCCUUCUUACCCGCGUUGCUGAGAGUCCGGGUUUACGCGUCACCUCGGGCGGGACCCGAUCCUCCGCUCCUGAGGCUCCCACAAUGAAGCAGUCGGACGCGUCUCCCCAAGAAAGGUAACCGCCAGCCUCGCCUGAAAGAGAAUGGGAUCCAAAUGGGAUAUUUGGAGGCGGCGAGCCGGUUCCGCAAAGAGAAACCAGCACUUAGAAAAUUUCUCAGCGAGACCACUUUGCUUGUACAGAAGGGAGCUGCCUGCGUGGGAUGCAAUCGCCAGAGCACACGGGACAAAGGAAGGAAGGGAGCUUCUGUUCCUCUGUCCUUCCCGUUGGGUGGGGUUGGACGCCCACAAUCUAAGCUGAUCCCGGUUGGCUAAAACUUAAACUUUUUUUAAACAGGGUAAACGCGCCACCUGCGAGGAAAGAGGAAGGGGGGGCGGGGAAGAAGGGGGUAAGGUUGAUUUACAACUUUAGACCUGGAAGUUGAGUUUCUGAAGAGGAACUUAGUUGUCCCAACCAAAUGGUGCACAGGACGUUUAUACUAAGAAAUUAUUCAUUUUCUGAGAUCCAGAUUCAAGUGCCCUUUAAGUAUUUUUAUUUGGGCGGAGGAGGUCACUUCCUCCCACCUAAUUUAUUAAUAUGUUCAUAUAUAUAUAUGUACAUUUUUAAAGACAGAGAUGUGGGUCUCGCCAAGUUGCCGCGUCUGGUCUCGAGCUCCCGGGCUCAAGCGAUCCUCCCGCCUCGACCUCCCAAGGCUCUGGGAUGACAGACGUGAGCCACAGCGGCCGGCCCGUGUUUAACUCAGAUAAAAUCUGGGUAACACACUUUCAACGCUUCAGCCCCCUCGGGCGCACGGCUCUGCGCUCAUUGCAACUUUGAAAGCAGGAAGGAAGCAAUGCGCAGGCUCCAGCCGCGUCCCCGCGGGCCGCACUCCCGUUUCCUAGCAACGCCGGGUCACGUGCGCCGCCGCCCGGCUUCCGUAGUGUGAGCCUGCCGGAGCCAGCGCGUACGUGCGUGCGUGUGCGCGCGUGCGCAGGCGGGGCGACCGGCGUCCCCGGCUCUCGCCCCGCCCCCGAGACGGCGCCGUGCGUGCGCGCGCCCGGUCCGCGCCUCCGCCGGCUUUUAUAGCGGCCGCGGGCGGCGGCGGCGGCAGCAGCGGUUGGAGGUUGCAGGGCCGGCGAGGAGGAGAAAUCAUGGCGGCUGCGCUGUUCGUGCUGCUGGGAUUCGCGCUGCUGGGCGCCCACGGAGCCUCCGGGGCUGCCGGCACAGUCUCCACUUCCAUAGAAAACACUGGCUCCAAGACACUCCUCACCUGCUUCUUGAAUGACAGCACCACAGAGGUCACCGGGCACCGCUGGCUGAAAGGGGGCGUGGUGCUGAAGGAGGACACGCUGCCCGACCGGAAAACGGACUUCGAGGUGGACUCGGACGACCACUGGGAAGAGUACUCCUGCGUCUUCCUCCCCGAGCCCACGGGCAGGGCCGACUUCCAGCUCCACGGGCCUCCCAGAGUGAAGGCUGUGAAGUCGUCAGAACACAUCAACGAGGGGGAGACGGCCGUGUUGGCCUGCAAGUCAGAGUCCGUGCCCCCCGUCACCGACUGGGUCUGGUACAAGAUCACUGACUCUGGGGACCAGGUCAUUAUGAACGGCUCCGAGAGCAGGUUCUUCGUGAGUUCCUUGCAGGGCCGGUCAGAGCUACACAUUGAGAACCUGAACAUGGAGGCCGACCCCGGCCAGUACAGGUGCAACGGCACCAGCUCCGAGGGCACCGACCAGGCCGUCAUCACGCUCCGUGUGCGCAGCCACCUGGCUGCCCUCUGGCCCUUCCUGGGCAUCGUGGCUGAGGUGCUGGUGCUGGUCACCAUCAUCUUUAUCUACGAGAAGCGCCGGAAGCCCGAGGACGUCCUGGAUGAUGACGACGCCGGCUCUGCACCCCUGAAGAGCAGCGGGCAGCACCAGAACGACAAAGACAAGAACGUCCGCCAGAGGAACUCCUCCUGAGCCAGGUGGCCCGAGGACCCUCCCUGCUCCGUGUCUGCGCCGCCGCCGGAGUCCACUCCCAGUGAUUGCAAGAUUCCAAGUUCUCGCCUCUUAAAGAAAACCCACCCCGUAGAUUCCCAUCACACGCUUUCUUCUUUUUUAAAAAAGUUGGGUUUUCUCCAUUCAGGAUUCUGUUCCUUAGGUUUUUUCCUUCUGAAGUGUUUCAUGAGAGCCCGGGAGCUGCUGCACCGCGGCCCCGUCCGUGGUUUUCAGCCUCUGGGUCUGAGUCAUGGCAGGGCGGGCGGUGCAGCCUUCUCCACUGGCCGGAGUCAGUGCCAGGUCCCUGCCCUUUGCGGAAGGUCACAGGUCACAUGAGGGGCCCCGCGUCCUGCCUGUCUGAAGCCAAUGCUGUCUGGUUGCGCUAUUUUUGCGCUUUUAUGUUUAAUUUUAUGAAGGCCACAGGUCUGUGUUUGACUCAGCCUCAGGGACAACUUUGACCUCUUGGCCACAGAGGACUCACCUGCCCACACCGAGGGCGACCCCGUCACGGCCUCAAGUAACUCCCAAGCCUCCUUCUUGUCUGUGCAUCCGGGGGCAGCUCUGGAGGGGGUUUGCUGGGGAACUGGCGCCGCCUCCGGGACUCCAGAACCGCAGAAGCCCUCCCCAGCUCACCCCUGGAGGAUGGCUGGCUCUCCACAGCACCAGGGCUCACGUGGGAACCCCUCUCCCACCCACCACCACAAUAAAGAUCGCCCCCAUCCCCACCCUCA